UUUUUUUUUGUUACCAAAGGUGGAAACUUUCAGCUCGAUUUGUUUCCCUCUUCAUUCUUCUUCUCCUCUCUGUCUCUCUCAUCUCUGAAAACCCUAAAAAUCUGAACGGAGCGAUCUCGAUCUCAAAGUCCGUACCUUUCAGCUAUGGAAGGGAGCUUCGGAGGCUACACUGACAAGACUCGAGUGUUGGAUAUAAAACCAUUACGCACUCUCAAACCAGUGUUCCCAAGCGGGAACCAAGCUCCUCCUUUCGUCUGCGCACCUCCUUUCGGACCCUUCCCUCCUGGCUGCACACCUUUCUAUCCCUUUAGCUCCUCUCAACACACUCCAGAUCUCAACCAAUCUCAACAUCAGCCUUCGUUGGUUACUACUCUAAGAACAUUCAGGUCUCCUCCUCCUCCUGAUAAUACAACAUCUAAUGGUGAUGCUGUGGAGCCACCUGAGGGGUCAACAGUGAAGAGAAAGAUCCAAAGAAAGCGGACUCCGAUAGCUCAGAACCCGAAUUUCUCGAGCGGGAUCAGCGCGGCUGAGAAAGAGAACGGCGACAGGAAGCUGGUGAUGAGUGUCCUCACGCGCUUCGACGCGCUGAGGAGGAGGCUUUCACAGCUGGAAGAUGCGAAAGAAUCCGUCACCGGGAUCAUCAAACGCCCUGACUUGAAAGCAGGGUCCACUUGCAUGAGCAGAGGCGUCAGGACAAACACCAAGAAGAGAACCGGCCCUGUUCCGGGCCUCGAGAUCGGCGACGUGUUCUUCUUCAGGUUCGAGAUGUGUUUGAUCGGUUUACAUUCUCCAUCCAUGGCUGGGAUUGACUAUCUCGUCGUCAAAGGAGGAGGAGGAGAAGCAGAAGAAGAGCCUAUCGCAACCAGCAUUGUCUCCUCUGGCUAUUACGACAACGACGAAGGUAACCCUGAUGUGUUGGUGUACACUGGCCAGGGAGGUAACGCUGAUAAAGAUAAGCAAUCGUCUGACCAGAAGCUAGAGAGAGGCAACCUCGCGUUGGAGAAGAGUCUGCAGAAGAAUAGUCCGGUUAGGGUGAUCAGAGGGUUGAAAGAAGCUUCUCAGAGCGCUAAGAUUUACAUAUAUGAUGGUCUGUAUGACGUCAAAGAGUCAUGGGUGGAGAAAGGGAAGUCAGGACACAACACUUUCAAGUAUAAGCUAGUGAGAGCUCCUGGUCAGGCUCCUGCGUUCGCUUCGUGGACUGAGAUACAGAAGUGGAAGAAAGGUUUGCCUUCGAGGGAAGGAAUGAUCCUCACCGACCUCACUUCGGGUGUCGAAAGCAUCGGAGUCUCGCUUGUGAAUGUAGUUGACGCUGAGAAUGGUCCUGCUUACUUCACUUACUCCACGACUGUGACGUCGUUUAAGCUUACUCAGCAGCCUUCUUAUGGAUGCGAGUGCGGCGGGGCGUGCAAGCCGGGGAACUUGAACUGUCACUGCAUAAGGAAAAACGGAGGUGACUUCCCUUACUCCGGCAACGGAGUUCUCGUUAGCCGGAGGGGAAUGGUACAUGAGUGCAGCCCGGCUUGCCUCUGUCCGGGCUGCAAGAACAAGGUGACUCAGAUGGGAGUGAAACUGAAGCUCGAAGUGUUCAAGACUGUGAACAGAGGAUGGGGGUUACGGUCGUGGGAUCCAAUCCGUGCUGGUUCGUUUAUAUGUAUAUACGCAGGCGAGGCUAUAGACAAAUCGCAAAUGCAGCCAGCGAUGGCUAAUGAUGAUUAUACUUUUGAUACGACGCGUGUGUACACCCCUUUUAAAUGGAACUAUGAGCCUGGCUUAGCGGAUGAAGAUGGUUCUGAGGAGAUGUCUGAAGAGCCUGAGCUUCCGCUGCCUCUUGUGAUCAGUGCUAAGAACGUGGGGAACGUUGCGAGGUUCAUGAACCAUAGUUGCUCGCCUAAUGUUUUCUGGCAGCCGGUUAGUUAUGAGAAUAACGGUCAGCUCUUCUUGCAAGUUGCCUUCUUUGCUAUUUCUCAUAUUCCUCCCAUGACUGAGUUGACUUAUGACUAUGGAGUUACGAGAACUAGUGGAGCUCAGAGUUUAUGUGGUAAGAAGAAGUGCUUUUGCGGAUCAGAGUUUUGCCGUGGUUCAUUUGGUUGAUGAUGGGGAGAGAAGAGUGACCUCUGAUGAUUUUUGGAUGGGAAAGUGAAUGUGGUGGUGGCAACUAAAGUGUUAAAGUCUCGGUUUGAUCUUCUCUUCAACAGCAUAAGACGCAAGCUGUGUAUGAUUUUUUCGGGAUUGUGGAAGAUGUGUUCUCAUGUUUCUCUCCUGUUGGAUAUGUAAUCAUAUUAGUGUUCAGACCGUUUUUAAAUUCUUGUGGAAACUUGUUUUUUUAUUUUAGAUUACAUGAAACGAAAUGAAUGAAAUUUUCAAUUUUCUUCUC
This is a messenger RNA of Brassica oleracea var. oleracea, 2374 nucleotides long. Its product is annotated as histone-lysine N-methyltransferase, H3 lysine-9 specific SUVH1-like. Gene Ontology annotation, molecular function: zinc ion binding; protein binding; histone methyltransferase activity. Gene Ontology annotation, cellular component: nucleus. Bases 145 to 2091 code for a protein of 648 amino acids. The transcript is spliced from 3 exons. The record is from RefSeq and is a predicted model, not a curated record. Lineage: Eukaryota; Viridiplantae; Streptophyta; Magnoliopsida; Brassicales; Brassicaceae.